CAAGCAACCCACCUGCCACCAGUGCAGCUUCAUGUACGGCUACCAGCUAGCUAUCCCUUCCAUCAAGCACCUGUGGUGGAACAAAUCACAGCCGUUUGGCUCGCGCAGCCAUCAAGUGGCUCGAGCAUAGAGAGCGAUCCGAUUUGCAGAUGGCUAAGUAGUGAGCUGGCAGCCAUGUGGGAGGAGAGCCGCGCGGAGGUCUUGUAUGCGUGGUCGGAGUGGCUUAGAGAAGGUCUAUGGAGCUCGGAAGACCUCGGCCCGUUCAAGGACGAUCAAGCCGACCUAUUGUUUACGGAGCACCUGGAGCCCGACCAGCAUCUUCGGCUCGCAUCCGUCCUAGUCUCCCAUAACACAAGAGCGGCCGAGACCGCCUUUGAAGGCGAACGCUACGCUUGUGGCAUAUGUUUGGAGGAGAGACCAGGAGUUAAAUGCUUCAGACUAAGGCAUUGCGAGCACGUCUUCUGCAAGGAGUGUUUGCGGGACUAUCUCGGAAGCAUGAUCGAGGAAGGCUAUCACAGGCAAGCCGGCAGCUGUCCAGACCCGGAGUGCACCCAGGCUAGAUCAUCGGUAGGUAGCAUUACGGAUGCAGAGCUGCUACUGUUGGUCGGCGAGAAGCAGCUAGGAAGGCUGAGCUGGUUGAGGCAGAAGGCUACAGCUGAAGCGGAUCCGACUGCAGCCCACUGCCCCAGACAAGGUUGCCAGGCCAUCGUCGUCAAGAACAAAGCGGACGAGGGGACUGCUUAUGAGACAAUGAGAGAGUGUCAUGCGUGCGGAUUCUGCUGGUGUGCUUGGUGCAACAGGACCUGGCAUGGAAGAGCUCCUUGUCAACUGAGCACCAGCGUCGCUCUGAUUGAGGAGUACAUGUCGUACGAAGCUGGCUCCGAAGGCGCAACCAAGAUGGAGCUUCGGUACGGUCGUUCCAACCUGCAACGGCUGGUCAAAGAAGAGACAGAGCGACGCGCUAACGAAGCCUGGUUGGACUCCAACGCCAAAAAGUGCCCAACUUGUCACGUUCGCAUCGAGCUGUCGUUCGGUUGCAACCACAUGACUUGCGGCAAUUGCAGGACGCACUUCUGCUUCAGAUGCUCCGAGAGGCUGAACCCGCUCGAGCCUUAUCGACAUUUCAACACCCCUGGAAAGGACUGCUACCAGAAACUGUUUCCUUUU
Ceraceosorus guamensis is the source of this 1167-nucleotide messenger RNA. RefSeq lists its product as hypothetical. The transcript is spliced from 3 exons. NCBI's taxonomy places the organism in Eukaryota, Fungi, Basidiomycota, Exobasidiomycetes, Ceraceosorales, Ceraceosoraceae. Gene Ontology annotation, biological process: positive regulation of proteasomal ubiquitin-dependent protein catabolic process; ubiquitin-dependent protein catabolic process; protein polyubiquitination. Gene Ontology annotation, cellular component: ubiquitin ligase complex; cytoplasm. The record is from RefSeq and is a predicted model, not a curated record. The annotation marks the transcript as partial. Gene Ontology annotation, molecular function: ubiquitin protein ligase activity; zinc ion binding; ubiquitin conjugating enzyme binding.